CUAUGGUUGGGUUAGCAUUUCUCCUUCUCUGUUUUGGAGAGAUAAGAGGUCAAUUACCAGAUAUAACCACUCAAAGAGAAGAUGACCCACAAGAGGAAUUGUACCAACUUCUUCUGAAACUGCGCCAGGAAGAGAUAUUCGAUACCCUGCUUGUCUAUGGGAAGGAAUGCGCUUUCCAUUUCCUAUCCAGACGUUUGGAAGUACCGAUGGUUUUGGUCUCUUCGGGUAGCACCGAAUUCGAUUGGGGUUUCAGCAGCCUAACUUUGAUCCUCAGUUGCGGCCCAGAAGAGGAGAAGGAGGCCAAUUACCGAAAUCGUGUUAAACUGCAAAACAGACGUUUGAUCUAUUUACCAGAGGACAUCCAGCCGGAUUCUGUAUGUAAUAACUAUUCACUUAAGGAGCAAUAUAAUGUGGCGAUGGUAAGAGAAGACUUCAAGAAGACGAGAGUGAUAUUCGCCUGUCGCUUCCUGUCACAUCCCAACCUUGUGGAAAAACAUCUGAUGACAAGUGAUCCCAUUUUCAUUGAAAACUUUCAAAAUAUGCAUCAAAAACCGAUCAAAGCAAUCGCAGAUCUAGUGGCUCCUCGAUCCAUGGUGUGUUUGAUUGCAAAAAGCGGAGAAAAAAAGCUAAAGGGCUAUGUGGGCAAUCUGAUCACUAACUUUGCACAGAAGGUAAAUGCCACUUUGCAAUAUGAAACGCUAAACAAGAAAGUCAGUUUUUUAGAUAUAAUAAGGAGGGUAAGUGAAGAUGAGCUUGAUAUUGGCAUUUCUUUGGAGGCCUUAAAUGUAAACAAAGACCUUGAUACUGCCAGUUACCCAUUCUUGCUGACAAAUUACUGCUUGAUGCUCCCUGUUUCAGCAAAGUUGCCGAUAAAUCGGGUUUAUGCAAUCAUAGUUCACCACCUCGUUCUUGUUAUAAUCUUGGUGCUUUUCAUCAUGCUCUCGAUUUUGCUAAUUUACAGUCAGAAAAGGUCUUGGAAGAAUCUGAACGUGGCGAAUAUCCUGCUUAAUGAUGUAGCCAUACGCGGUCUAUUGGGACAAGCGUUUCCGUUUCCUGCGAACCCAGGCAAACUUCUUAGGGUAAUAUUUUGCAUCCUGUGCUUUGCCAGCAUUAUGAUGACCACCAUGUAUAAUGCCUACCUGCAGUCCUAUUUUACAAAUCCACCAACUGAACAUGACAUUCGUACUUUCAAGGAUAUUGGCAAAUAUCAUCAGAAGAUUGCACUGCCCAAAUUCGAAAUGACAUCGCUGAUAACUACGAAUAAUUCCCAAUUUGCUGAAAUAAACAAACGUGAACUACUAAUCAUUGACGGAUGGAAGGAUUAUCUGAAUUUGCGUGACUCGCUCAACCUAAGCUACGGUUAUUUAGUGACGGAAGAUCGUUGGAGCGUCUAUGCCGAGCAGCAGAAACUCUUCAAAAAGCCCAUUUUCUACUUCGCAAAGGACCUAUGCUUCUCCCGUCAACUUUUCAUGUCCAUUCCCCUGCGAAGACAUCUGCCGUACCGUCACCUCUUCGAGGAGCACAUGAUGCGGCAGCAGGAAUUUGGCAUGGUCAGUUACUGGAAGAGCCAUAGCUUCUUUGACAUGGUGAGACUGGGCAUAACGCCCAUCAAGGACCUAAGCCCCCCAAAGGUUUUUGAAGCAAGCCUACUGCUUCAGGAUAUCUCCUGGAUACUCAAACUGUAUUUUGCCGCUAUGGUGAUCAGCAUCUUCUGCUUUUUGUUUGAGGUUUUAUAUGCGGGACAACGGAGAGUAAUAAGUCAUCAUUAGUCAUAUACAUCUUUUAAAAUUUUUAUUAAAAAUAAAGUAAU
Messenger RNA from Drosophila suzukii, 1810 nucleotides. RefSeq lists its product as uncharacterized. NCBI's taxonomy places the organism in Eukaryota, Metazoa, Arthropoda, Insecta, Diptera, Drosophilidae. The record is from RefSeq and is a predicted model, not a curated record.